CAUUGGCAGUGGCCUUCGGAGUCCAUGCAAAUCCUGCAGCUCCCGCCGAUGCGUCGAUUGGUCCGCGCGCGUAGAGUCAGAAUCAUUGAACUCUGGCUCUCAUUGGCCGCGCUACCUUGACGUAAAAGUGACGCGGGGCGGGUUCUGUGCUGAGUGAGCGGUAUCCCUCAGGUCGGGACUCCUCGCGUGGGUGGCGGCGGAUUGGGCGACCCCCUGGACCAGCACUGGAUCCACGAGACCUCGGGUUCCGCUGGGCACCGGCAGCCCGAUCGCUGGAUCCACGGUGCGGGACCUGUUCCGUAGCGUGGAUCUCGUGCCCGUCUCCUAGAUGGUGCAGGGAGUCCCGGAGACCCACGUGAGGUUGGACAGGCAGCAUGGAUGACUGGCACAGAGCCUUCACCCAGAACACACUGGUCCCUCCCCACCCGCAGAGAGCGCGGCAGUUUGGGAAGGAGUCCACGGCGUUCCAGUGCAUCCUGAAGUGGCUUGAUGGGCCACUCAUUAAGCAGGGAAUCCUAGACAUGCUGUCUGAGCUUGAAUGCCACCUGCGAGUGUCUCUCUUCGACGUCACCUACAAACAUUUCUUCGGGAGGACGUGGAAAACCACAGUGAAGCCCACCAAUCAGCUCUCUAAGCAGCCACCCAGGAUCCUCUUCAAUGAGCCCUUGUACUUCCACACAACCUUGAGCCACCCCAGCAUCGUGGCUGUAAUAGAAGUGGUCGCUGAAGGCAGGAAGAGGGACGGUGCCCUGCAGGUGCUGUCCUGUGGGUUUGGAAUUCUUCGAAUUUUUGGCAAUAAGCCGGAAUCUCCCACCUCUGCAGGCCAGGACAAACGGUUGAGGCUGUAUCAUGGUACCCCCAGAGCCCUUCUGCACCCACUUCUCCAGGAUCCCAUAGAACAGAACAGGUACAUGACAAUGAUGGAAAACUGUAGCCUGCAGUAUACCCUGAAGCCACACCCGCCCCUGGAGCCCGCCUUCCACCUGCUCCCCGAGAACUUCCUGAUCUCCGGUCUCCAGCAGAUCCCUGGCCUCCUCCCACCUCAUGGAGACACGGGUGAUGCCCUGAGGAAGCCUCGCUUCCAGAAGCCCACCACAUUGCACCUAGAUGACCUCUUCUUCACCCUGUACCCCUCCCUGGAGAAGUUUGAGGAGGAACUUGUGCAGCUGCUCAUCAGCGACCACUUCCGGGAGGGGGUUGGCCUGCUAGAUAGCGGCACCCUAGAGGUCUUGGAGCGGCGCCUGCAUGUCUGUGUCCACAACGGUCUGGGCUUCGUGCACAGGCCACAGGUGGUUGUGCUUGUACCUGAGAUGGACAUGACCUUGACGCGCUCGGCCAGCUUCAGCAGGAGAAUCACUGCCUCUUCUAAGAGCAGCUCUGGAAAUCAGGCUCUGGUUUUGAGAAGCCACCUGAGACUCCCGGAGAUGGUCAAUCACCCAUCGUUUGCCAUCGUCUUCCAGCUGGAGUACGUGUUCAACAGCCCCUCAGGAGCGGACGGCAGUGCCAGCUCAUCCACCUCUCUGUCCAGCUUGGCGUGCAUGCACAUGGUUCGAUGGGCUGUUUGGAACCCCGAUCUGGAAGCAGGCCCGGGAAAGGUGACGCUGCCUCUUCAGGGUGGGGUACAGCACAACCCCUCACGAUGUCUGGUCUAUAAGGUGCCUUCGGCUAGCAUGAGCUCUGAGGAGGUGAAGCAGGUGGAAUCCGGAACCAUCCAGUUCCACUUCUCACUGAGCUCAGAUGCCCUUACAGAGCAUGCCAACGGCCCCAGGGCAGGGCGGCGCUCCACCAGAAAGGCACUAACGUCCCCUUCAGGCACACCAGCACUGGCAGCCCGGGAUCUUGCUGCGAUACAGGACUCUCCUGUGGGCCCAGGGCUCUCGCUCUCCCAGCUGGCGGCCUCCCCACAGUCUCUGGCCUCACAAAGAUCUUUCAAGCCUCCUCCUCAGCCCCUGGAUGGCUCUCAGUCCCCAGAGGGUCCCCAGCUCCAAGCAGGAUCUGUAUUAGAGAGCAGGAUCUCUCAUCUGGAAGCUGACCUGAGCCAGCCGCCCUUCUCGGUGCAGGGGACGCCCACUGUAGAACACCUACAGGAACUUCCCUUCACUCCUUUGCAUGCCCCCAUUGUGGUGGGAGCCCAGACCAGGAGCUCCAGAAGCCAGCUCUCCAGAGCUGCCAUGGUCCUCCUGCAGUCUUCCGGCUUCCCUGAGAUCCUUGAUGCCAGGCAGCAGCCGGUGGAGGCCGUCAAUCCCAUGGAUCCUGUGAGGUUCAACCCUCAGAAGGAGGAGUCAGACUGCCUUCUAGGGAAUGAGAUCGUGCUGCAGUUUCUUGCCUUCAGCAGAGCGGCCCAGGACUGCCCGGGAGCGCCGUGGCCACAGACUGUGUAUUUCACCUUCCAGUUCUACCGUUUCCCACCCGAGACCACGCCACGCCUGCAGCUGGUCAAACUGGACAGGACAGGCAAGAACGGCUCUGCCUCCCUGUCUCACAUCCUGGUCCACAUCAAUAAAGACGGCUCCUUUGACGCUGAAUUAAUGAUCGCGCUUCCUCAGGAAGAUGAAGGCAGAGGCCGCAGUCUGGCUACCAUGUUAGUCAGCUCGAUGGGCUCCCCUGGCUUCCAGCUGAGGUACAUGGUGGAUCCCGGGUUCCUGAAGCCAGGAGAGCAGCGCUGGUUCGCCCAGUACCUGGCCGCUCAGACGCUGCAAGUCGACGUCUGGGAUGGAGACUCCUUGCUCCUCAUUGGGUCUGCCGGCAUCCAGAUGAAGCACCUCCUCCGCCAAGGGCGGCCAGCUGUUCAGGUCUCACAUGAACUGGAGGUCGUGGCCACUGAGUACGAACAGGAAAUGAUGGUGGUGAGCGGCGACGUGGCGGGCUUCGGCAGCGUCAAGCCCAUCGGAGUCCACACGGUCGUGAAGGGCCGGCUGCACCUGACCUUGGCCAACGUGGGUCACGAGUGUGAACCGAGAGCAAGAGGUUCCAACGCGCUGCCACCAUCCAGGUCCCGGGUCAUCUCAAAUAAUGGAGCCAGCUUCUUCUCUGGGGGAAGCCUCCUCAUACCAGGAGGCCCCAAGCGAAAGCGUGUGGUUCAAGCCCAGAAGCUGGCUGAUGUGGACAGUGAGCUGGCCGCCAUGCUGCUGACCCACACUCGAGCUGGCCAGGGGCCCCAGGCUGUGGGCCAGGAGGCAGACGCUGUGCACAGGCGCAAGCUGGAAAGGAUGCGGCUGGUGCGCCUGCAGGAGGCCGGAGGGGACUCUGACAGUCGCAGGAUCAGCGUGCUGGCCCGACACAGUGUCCGUGCACAGCACUCACGGGACCUGCAGGUCAUCGACGCCUACCGGGAACGGACCAAGGCUGAGAACAUUGCCAGCGUGUUGAGCCAGGCCAUCACCACACACCACACACUGUAUGCCACGCUGGGCACGGCUGAGUUCUUCGAGUUUGCACUUAAAAACCCACACAACACUCAGCACACGGUGGCCAUCGAGAUUGACAGCCCUGAGCUCAGCAUCAUCCUGGACAGCCAGGAGUGGAGGUACUUCAAGGAGGCCACUGGCCUGCUCACACCCCUGGAGGAGGACAUGUUCCACCUGCGUGGGAGCCUGGCACCCCAGCUCUACCUGCGGCCCCGGGAGACUGCCCACAUCCCCUUCAAGUUCCAGAACUUCUCUGUGGGCCCACCUGCUCCGACACAGGCCCCUGCGGAGGUGAUCUCAGAGAAGGAUGCAGAGUCUGGACCCCAUUGGAAGUGCAGUGCCAUGCCUACCAAACACGCCAAGGUCCUUUUCCGGGUGGAGACCGGCCAGCUCAUUGCUGUGCUCUGCCUGACCGUGGAGCCCCAGCCCCACGUGGUGGACCAGGUUUUCCGUUUCUACCACCCAGAACUCACCUUCCUGAAGAAGGCCAUCCGCCUGCCGCCCUGGCACACGCUUCCAGGUGCUCCCGUGGGGAUGCCUGGCGAGGACCCCCCAGUCCACGUUCGAUGCAGCGACCCGAAUGUCAUCUGCGAGGCCCAGAACGUGGGCCUUGGUGAGCCGAGGGACGUGUUCCUUAAGGUGGCCAGCGGUCCAAGCCCGGAGAUCAAAGACUUCUUUGUCGUCAUCUAUGCGGAUCGCUGGCUGGCGGUGCCCGUGCAGACAUGGCAGGUCUGCCUCCACUCCCUGCAGCGCGUGGAUGUCUCCUGUGUCGCAGGGCAGAUGACCCGUCUGUCCCUCGUCCUACGGGGGACGCAGACCGUUAGGAAAGUGAGAGCUUUCACCUCCCACCCUCAGGAGCUGAAGACAGACCCCGCUGGUGUCUUUGUGUUACCACCUCACGGGGUGCAGGACCUGCAUGUGGGCGUGAGGCCAAGGAGGGCGGGCAGCCGCUUCAUCCAUCUCAACCUGGUGGACGUCGACUACCACCAGCUGGUCGCGUCGUGGCUCGUGUGCCUGUCCUGCCGCCAGCCCCUCAUUUCCAAGGCCUUCGAGAUCACCAUGGCAGCAGGCGAAGGGAAGGGUGCCAACAAGCGGAUCACCUACACCAACCCCUACCCUUCUCGGAGGACCUACCGUCUGCACAGUGACCGGCCAGACCUGCUGCAUUUCAAGGAGGACUCCUUCCAGGUGGCCGGAGGGGAGACCUACACCAUCGGGCUGCGGUUCUUGCCGAGUGGCAGCGCCGGGCAGGAGGAGAUCCUGAUCUACAUCAAUGACCAGGACGACAAGAAUGAAGAGACAUUCUGUGUGAAGGUCCUCUACCAGUGAGGGGAUGGCUGUGAGGCCAGCGCCCCUUCCAGAGUGCCCCUCCCUGCAGACAUCACUGUGACUCCAGGACUGGUCUGCGUAGCCCAUGGAGCUGACUGAGUGCAGGGAGACAAAGGCUACCCUCGCCAUGGUGUAGCAUAAUCCCAUGAGCGAAUGUGACCUCCGGGGUCACGGCAGUGGCUCACUCUGCCUAUGGCACUCACAAGGUUGUGUCACACCCCAUGACUCUCAGGCUGUCACCGUCUAGAACAAACUGUUUUAUAAAUCAUUUCCAAUGACAAAAUUAUGUUUUUCUUUCUAGAUUUUUAAAAAAUGAACACAAUAUAUUUUCAUUUGCUAUGUAUUUUAUACUGGAAUUCCCUUGUAUAUAUAUUUUUUAAGUUAUUGAAUGAAGCACCUCACUUCGGC
Rattus norvegicus (Norway rat) is the source of this 5144-nucleotide messenger RNA. The record is from RefSeq and is a predicted model, not a curated record. Lineage: Eukaryota; Metazoa; Chordata; Mammalia; Rodentia; Muridae.